GCUGAGGGGUAAAUAGCUCCAGUCUUCGACGUCACUCUAGAUUAACCUUCACUUCCACCUUAACUAAAUCAAACACGAUCGUCCAUGUACACACUCUCAAUCCCCCUCCUCACAAGACGCUCUCUCACCGCGAUCCGCCCGAGCAUACGACAAUUGCCUCGGCUCCACAUCUCACGCACCUUCCACGCGCGCCCUCACCUCUACGCAGCCUACAACAUGCCGCAAUCCCCCAAAAUCGUCAAGAUCGAGGAGCUUCCCGCCAGUGAAGCAAAGUGGAUCGAGUUCAAGAAAAUCUCCUGGCAAGAUCAAGUAGGCAAGUCUCGCGUCUGGGAAGCCGCUGCACGAAAGACGCGGGGCACAUCUGGUGUUGACGCAGUCGCCAUUGUCACGGUCAUCCGCCACCCAUCACGUCCACCCUCCACGAUUAUCAUUCUGCAAUACCGCCCACCAGUCGAUGCUGUGUGUGUCGAGCUUCCUGCUGGCCUGGUCGACGCGAAGGAAAGCCCGAGCGACGCAAGUGUAAGGGAGCUGCAUGAGGAGACGGGGUACAAGGGCAAGUUGAAGUUCAUCAGCCCAACAAUCGUCAGCGAUCCGGGGCUGUCCACAGCAAACAUGCAGCUGGCUAUGGUAGAAGUAGAUCUCAAGGAGGGUGACGAAGAGCCGGAGCAGGCGCUGGAUGAUGGAGAGUUUAUAGAGAGAAUUGUGGUGCCGCUGGAUGAGUUAUAUGAUCGAUUGGUCAAGUACGACCAGGAGGGUAAAACGGUGGACGCGAGGUUAUGGCAUUGGGCUGCUGGAUUCCAGGCUGCGAAGACGAUGCUAUAAGUUGGGGAAUUCUAUUGCAAGAUGGAUGGGGUGAUUAUGGCACCUCAGGGAUAGAUGAGGUUGUCGAACGAAUACAUGAAAUCAGUCGGACAUUCGGGAGAAGAGAGAUAUGACCCAAGUGGACAAUCCACAAGCACAACGAAAAAGCAAAACAAAGUUAUACAUCGUACUGGCAAAUCAUUCUGAUACACACAUCUCUAAUCUACUAACGUGAAUUUGCAUAUAGGAGAGCGUAG
Molecule: messenger RNA, 1058 nt
Organism: Dothidotthia symphoricarpi CBS 119687
Lineage: Eukaryota; Fungi; Ascomycota; Dothideomycetes; Pleosporales; Dothidotthiaceae
Exons: 1
Coding region: 85-822 (245 amino acids)
Biological process (GO): nucleoside phosphate metabolic process; ribose phosphate metabolic process
Cellular component (GO): nucleus
Molecular function (GO): ADP-ribose diphosphatase activity
Source: RefSeq, a predicted model, not a curated record